GUUGGUGUCUUGAAACUGACGUAAUGCUUUGAGUCUGAGGUCCUGUCAAGCGAUAACAUUUCUGAUAAAGACCUGAGAUCACUGCAAACUAAUCCUCCUUUUUCCCAUCCAGACUCAGGCGUUUUAAAUAUUAUACACAGUCACCCUGAUUCCACGUGCACAGGCGAGAUUUGAAAUCGUGUAUCCCCUGUAACAAAAAAAUGUAUAAUAGCCUACCCCGAGAUCAACAAACAAACAACACAAAGACGGUUCAUGGCUUACGCCAAAGCUCCACCAUCUUUUAGACUGCAAAGACUAUUGCAAUUUAAUCAACAGAGAGAGAAGCGUUGUGAUGUGUGCUGCAGUGGAACCCAGGACUGCUAUGACCUGUGACCUCUGAAGACACAAGUGGAAGAAGAGAGACAACUUUUACAAACUUCAGAAAGACCCUGCCGCCAACAUCAACAAGACCAAAGAAAAGACAAUGGAAUAAAUGAAUCUCCAGCAUGGAUGUGGGAUUAAGGAUACCUCAGUCAAGAAGCAGGGACCCUGGAUGUUGAUCCUACUCUGAUAAUCUUUCUCCCUGUGGAAUCUGUGCUGGUAAUGCGCUAACCCAAUGCUCAGCAGAGAUAUGGUGAGGAAAAAGAACCCCCCUUUGAGAAGCUUCGGCGGUGAGGAAGAAGGAGAAGGUGAGGCUCUGGCCGCGGAGGCCACCGGGCCAGAUAGCGAGGACAGUGCCGGGAGCCGGGCCUCAGAGCCCAACGGUGCCGACGGGCUGCUGCCGGCCGAACUAGGUCGGGCCCACGUUCCAGUCCCAGACGAGCAGGAGGACUCCUCAUCCUCCCCGGGCUCCGUCUCAGGCUCCAUCAAACGGGAGGGAGGAGGGAGGGGCGGCGGAGGAGUGGGAACAGCGGCGACAGUAAACACCGACAGGCCUGUCUUUAAUUACCCUAGCCACAAGAAGGGAGGAAAUGUAGCGUCCUUCCCCUGCCACGAGGUGACAGGCUCAGAUCUGCCGGCGCUCCCAUCCUGGGCCGGGCCCGACGGGGCUGUGUCUCCGUCUCCUCUCAGAUCAGAACCAGAUGAGGGGGACAGGACACAGGCACGCAGCCCGGCGGGGGAGCUGCUGCUGGGGAAGGUCGGGGAGAGAGGAGGGGGAGAAAGGGUGGGUGUCAGGGAGGGGUUGCUGCUGGGCGCCCGAGGGAGGGGUGUCAUCGUCCAGGGCGUCACCAGUAACGGGGAGGACAAGGACACCUCCUACAGCCCCACAGGGGGGACUUCAGUCCACCAGGGUGGGGUGGAGGGCUCUGGAUACCCCUUGCUACACCCCCUCCACCCACAUAGGGGGGCAGGCAAGGGGGCCGAGAACAUCACGCCCAGCCACCUGGGGGCCGAGACAGGGGUAGCCCCACCCUGCUCUCCCAAACUGCAGGACUUCAAGUGCAACAUCUGUGGGUACGGUUACUACGGGAACGACCCCACGGACCUGGUCAAGCACUAUCGGAAGUACCAUCUUGGCCUGCACAACCGCACACGGCAGGACGCAGAGCUGGACACUAAGAUACUGGCCCUGCACAACAUGGUGGGCUUCUCCUCAGAGAGCCAACACGCCAAAGACACGACACGGCCCCCGUCCUACACCGCCCUGACCGGGGCGCCACAGGACUCUACAAGGUCACCACGCAUGUUACUUAACGGCACCUAUGACGUACAGGUGACGCUGGGAGAUACCUUCAUCGGCAUCGGGAGGAAGACUCCGGACUGUCAGGGAAACACCAAGUACUUCCGCUGCAAGUUCUGUAACUUCACCUACAUGGGAAGCUCCUCAGUGGAGCUGGAGCAACACUUCCUGUCUGCCCACCCCAACAAGAUGAAAUCCCAGCCCCCGCCACUGCCGAACGACGACAAGCCCUCGGAAGGGAAGGGGAACUAUGUGACACGGGGUGGGGGCGUGGAGGGGGCGGAACCGGGAAAGUGGGAGAACCGGGUGGCGGUCCGUGCGGAGGACGACUCGGUGGCUGGCUACUCCGUCCCCAUCCAUGCCACAGACUCACCGGGCUGGAUGGGGGCCGACGGCAGAGCCACAGACUCACCGGGCUGGAUGGGGGCCGACGGCAGAGCCACAGACUCACCGGGCUGGAUGGGGGCCGACGGCAGAGCCACAGACUCACCGGGCUGGAUGGGGGCCGACGGCAGAGCCACAGACUCACCUGGCUGGACGGGGGCCGACGGCGGCUCCACAGCGGUGGCCUAUUACUGGUGUAAGUACUGCAACUUCAGCUGUGAGUCUCCCAGCUCACAUCGCCUGCUGGAGCAUUAUGAGAGGAGACACAGACAACCUGGAGGAGGAAGAGGGGGGACCAGGGAGGGCAGCCCAGCCAAGAGGGAGCGAAGGAGCAGCAAAUCCAGGGACGGCGAGAGAGACCCCCACAGCCGGAGGAAAGACAAGACAGGAACGAGUGGCUCGAUGGGCGCAACGGACCCGGAGACGGUGGUGACCAGCUACAACUGCCAGUUCUGUGACUUCCGCUACUCCAUGAACCACGGGCCUGAGGUUAUUGUGGUGGCGCCUCUGCUCCGCCACUACCAGCAGGCCCACAGCAUCCACAAAUGCACCAUCAAGCACUGCCCGUUCUGCCCGCGUGGCCUCUGCAGCCCUGAGAAGCACUUGGGGGAGAUCUCCUUCCCAUUUGCUUGCAGGAAGAGCGCAUGCUCUCACUGCGUCCUCCUUUUCCUCCAGCUGUCCCCCCAGGGUAGCUCCCCAACUCCCAGGCCCAGCGUCACCCACCUGUGUGACCAGUGUCCCUACGCCACCAGCGACAUUGACCUGCUUCUGCUGCACUACGACAGUGCCCAUGCCACCCACGGCGUGCUGGAGGUCAAGCCCGAGCAGGAGGGAGCUGAGACGGGGAGGUACUCGGCCCCUAAGGGCCCUCACGGGGAGCACUCAUGCACCAAGUGCCAUUUCAUCACAGAUGUGGAGGAGGAGAUCUUCCGUCACUACAGGAGAGUCCACGGCUGUUGUCGGUGCCGCCACUGCAGCUUCACCGCCUCUGACACCUUGUCACUGCUGGAUCACUUCAACACGGCCCACUGCAAAGAGACCUCCGCCUCCUCCUCCCAUCCCUCCGCUUCCUUCGUCACCAUCAACGGCUGCUCCGCCACAACCCCCUCCACCCUCAGCAUCAAGGAGGAGAGCAAGGGCGACCUCAAGCUCUACAGUCUGGUUCCCCCAGAGAGCCGCGCCGCCGAGGCAGGGCCCGGGGCCGAAGGGGUGAAGAGCGAGGCCCUGGACGAGAAGGAGGCCCAGGGGUCCAAGGGCUGGAUGGAGGCCAGAGAGGCCCAGGUCCAAGCCCACGCAGCAGGCAUUGUGUGGGUGCCUAAGGAGCGGGCCAGGGACAUCCUGAGGGGUAGUCCGGCCCAGUUCCCCCAGGGCGCCCUGAGUCUACUCAACGCCGUGGCUGCCUCCCAGGAGCACCACCACCAGCAGCAGAAGGGGGUUUCGGUGGUGCUCAGGGACUCCCCAGGCCUGGUGUUCAGUCUGGGUGGGGUCGACACCAAGGCCUUCCUUCCAGGACAGACUCCCGGUGUGGCCGACAAACCUGGGCAUCUGGCGCAGCAGUACUCCUCACCCACCGAUGGCAAGGCCAAGGAGGAGUCCCAGUCACUCUUACGGAGACGUCGAGGCUCGGGGGUGUUCUGUGCCAACUGUCUCACCACUAAGACCUCUCUGUGGAGGAAGAAUGCCAACGGGGGAUAUGUGUGCAACGCCUGUGGCCUCUAUCAGAAGCUCCACUCGACUCCCCGGCCGCUGAACAUCAUCAAGCAGAACAACGGCGAGCAGAUCAUCCGCCGGCGCACGCGGAAGCGCCUCAACCCCGACCCUCUGCCCUCCGAACCUGUGGGCUCCAAGCAGCGGAGGGUCAGCAGCGAGGAACGCCUCAAUGGCAGUCCCCUGGAGCGCCGUCCAGGAGAGGAUGGGCCAGGCUCGGAAGGAGUGCCCGUCCCUCGUAAAGGGGAGCCUCAGAAGGAGGCCUGCGGGUCCUCUGGGUUCAAGGGUCACCCCAGCCCCCGCUCCACCCACUCCUUCCUAGUUAGCCAAACCCUGGAGAUCCACAAGCGAAUGCCUCCUUUGCACAUACACAACAAGAACCCUGCAGAGGGAGGGGCGGAGGGGAACGGGGUGGGCUCGGCUGGGGUCCAUCACACGGGCUUGGAGGGGAAGGGUAGCUUGUCCUCCGAGAGGGGUAGCCCCAUCGAGAAGUACAUGCGUCCCUCCAAACAGGCUAGCUACUCGCCACCAGGCAGCCCCAUCGAGAAGUAUCAGUACCCUUUCUUCAGCCUGCCCUUCAUCCACAACGACCUGCAGAGCGAGGCCGACUGGAUGCGCUUCUGGACUAAGUACAAGAUGUCUGUUCCGGGCAACCCACAGUACCUAGGCCACAUGCCUGGUCUGCCCAACCCUUGCCAAAGCUUUGUGCCUUACCACACCUUUAGCUUGCCCUCACACUUCCCUCUCCCACCCUCCGCCGGCCCCGAAAGCGACAUCCCUCUCGACCUGGCCAUCAAACAUUCCAAACCGUCCGCCAACGGCUCCACCGCCUCUGCCUUUACCGUCAAGGAGAGGAGUAGCGGCGCCGACAAACGGGCCUUGCCCACGGUCACGGCGGGGAAGGAGGAUGGGAAGCAUAGAGAGCAGCAUGAGAGAAGAGAGGAGAAAGUAGACGAGGGGGCAUCCCCCCAGCCUUCUCCUCCCCCAGACGUUACAGCCAAGCCGGAGAGGGUGGACCAGGGCACUCAGGAUGAGCUGACCAGUAAGGAGAGGGUGGACCAGGGCACUCAGGAUGAGCUGACCAGUAAGGAGAGGGUGGACCAGGGCACUCAGGAUGAGCUGACCAGUAAGGAGAGGGUGGACGAGGUCACUCAGGAUGAGCUGCCCAGUAAGGAGAGGGUGGACCAGAGCACUCAGGAUGAGCUGACCAGUAAGGAGAGGGUGGACGAGGGCACUCAGGAUGAGCUGACCAGUAAGGAGAGGGUGGACCAGGGCACUCAGGAUGAGCUGACCAGUAAGGAGAGGGUGGACCAGGGCACUCAGGAUGAGCUGACCAGUAAGGAGAGGGUGGACCAGGGCACUCAGGAUGAGCUGACCAGUAAGGAGAGGGUGGACGAGGGCACUCAGGAUGAGCUGACCAGUAAGGAGAGGGUGGACCAGGGCACUCAGGAUGAGCUGACCAGUAAGGAGAGGGUGGACGAGGGCACUCAGGAUGAGCUGACCAGUAAGGAGAGGGUGGACCAGGGCACUCAGGAUGAGCUGACCAGUAAGGAGAGGGUGGACCAGGGCACUCAGGAUGAGCUGACCAGUAAGUGCGUCCACUGUGGCAUCCUCUUCCUGGAUGAGGUUAUGCACGCUCUGCACAUGAGCUGCCAUGCUGACGGAGGGCCCUUCCAGUGCAGCAUCUGCCUGCAUGCCUGCGCAGACAAGUACGACUUCACCACACACAUACAGAGAGGGCUUCACCUGCCCACCGUCGAGGCUGAGGCCGAUGCUGAGGCCGAGGCCGAUGCUCCAAAGGAUUGUGUGUGAUUUUGGUGCAUUACAGACUUGGACCUUUAACACAGGCAUAGCAGUAUGAAAAAUAACAAAAUAAACGGACAAAAGCGUACUGUAAUGAUUGAAUGAGAAGAAGACUUCUUGCUCAACGUGCUUCUGUAGGGAACUCAUAUCAUCUAAACAUUUAUAUUGGACAUAAUACAGAACAAACGAUUGGCUGUUUCCUUCUUCUUCUUUUGGAGAGGAAAACGCUUUUGAAGAAAGUGGUACUACAAAUAGACGCUUAUUUUUAGUUUUUUUUGUUGCUAUUGUUUAUUUUUUUUAUUCGGAAGUGUUACUUUGACAAGGCAGUUCGGCGAACAACAAGGUACAUCUGCACGGGCUGAAUGUUCUCUUACCUGGUUGGUUCAAUGUUCCAAAUGGAAUGAGGAAGUGUGAAUUGAUAUGUAAAAUGGGGAGAUGGAGAAACAUCAGUCGUCUGUCAUAAUCUCCUUCACAGCGGAUGGGCAGAGCGAUGACUAGUGAUUGGACCGUCCUCAAAUAAACGUCCUCAGGGAACGUGGCUGAGUCAAACAACAUAUCCUACGGUGCUUUCAGUUGCAUCGUUCUCCACUUAACAUCCAACUAAGUGUCUAUGUUUUAAUGUAUUUUAGUUAUGGAUACUGUUUGUUCAGUUGUUGUUGUUUUUUUUGGGGGGGGGGGACUAUUGUCACAGGACUUCCUCUAGACAUUUUAAGCUGCUGCCUUAGUUGCUCGGAUACAAACCUUAUAUCACUAAAGACAUUUGGGAAGGAAGAAAAAUGCAAAAAGCAAUAUUUUUUUCUAAGUUGUUAAUAUGAAAAAUUCAUAAUAUCAGUGCCUGAUAUAUUGAACAAAGUAUUUUCUACCUGGUAUGUUGAUAUGCAACAUUGACUUUGCAUUGAGUAAAGGGCCAUGAGCUUGACUCUGUAAAACUGUUUACAUUUGCAAAUGUAGCAAACAAGGUAAUGAAGCAAAAUUCCUGCAAUUCAGAGUAUUUUUCUCUCAUGUGGACAGGACAGGACGAUCACGAAACUAAACAGAGGCCUUUUGUCAGAAGGUUGAAUGGGAGAUGAAACGCAGUCAAAUGAUUUGUUCUGUUUGUUUGAAUGGCACAGAAGCACUAUCCAUUCCGUGUCUUUCUUUGUGUGCUCCUGCUCGUACACUUUGAAAUGCUUUAUUGUCCAUACAGAUGCCCUGUAUUGGACUUUGUUCAUCCUGUAUGUGUUUUUAAGAGAAGCUGAUAUACUGAGGCUUGGUUAUAAGUAUUGUUCUGUGAGCUUUACAGCUUUGAGCAUCAUAGGUUUACACAAGGCCCUAUUUUUUUGUAUGUCUAUUGCAUUUAUAUAAUACUUUAAUAUUUGGCUUUUAGUCAUGUUGGAACUUGAUUUGAACAUAGCAUGAAAUUCUACUUGUUCCAUGUACAGGAGAAAAAGGUGCCUUUUUGACAGCAAGAAGCCAUUGAAUAUCAACAAUGUUGAGUGUUUUGUUCAUCAAAUUAGAUGUAGUGCAACACCUCAAACUGGAUUAUGGCCUUGUAGUCCAAGCAUUUGACAUUAUGUAGAUAGAUGAAUACCAUUUGAGCGUCAAAACAAAUGUUACCACACAGCAACAUUAUCCCUCUAGUUAGCUUGUUAGUACUUUGCUAGUGGACCACCUGUUUCACCUCUAAAAGACUCCCAUGCAUGUGUUUUCUCUCUCUCUCUCUCUCUCUCACUCUCUCUCUCUCUCUCUCUCUCUUUCUCGCUCUCUCUAUCUCACUCUCUCCCUCUCCCUGUCUCUCUCUCUCUCACUCUCUCUCUCGCUCUCUCUGUCUCUCUCUCUCUCUCUCUCACUCUCUCGCUCUCUCUGUCUCUCUCUCUCUCUCUCUCUCUCUCUCUCUCUCUCUCUCUCUCUCACUCUCUCUCUCGCUCUCUCUGUCUCUCUCUCUCUCUCUCACUCUCUUUCUCGCUCUCUCUAUCUCACUCUCUGCCUCUCCCUGUCUCUCUCCCUGUCUCUCUCUCUCCCUGUGUCUCUCUCUCUCUCUCUGUGUCUCUGUCUCUCUCUCUCUCACUCUCUUUCUCGCUCUCUCUAUCUCACUCUCUCUCUCUCCCUGUCUCUCUCUCUGUCUCUCUUGCUCUCUCUCUGUCUCUCUCUCUGUCUCUCUCUCUCCCUGUCUCUCUCUCUCCCUGUGUCUCUCUCUCUCUCUCUGUGUGUCUGUCUCUCUGUCUCUGUCUCUCUCUCUGUCUCUCUGUCUAUCUUGCUCUCUCUCUGUCUCUCUCUGUCUCUCUCUGUCUCUCUCUCUCCCUGUCUCUCUCUCUCCCUGUGUCUCUCUCUCUCUCUCUCUGUGUCUCUGUCUCUCUCUCUCUCUGUGUCUCUGUCUGUCUCUCUCUCUGUCUCUCCUUCUCUUUCUGUCUCGCUCUCUUUCUGUCUCUCUCUCUCUCUUUCAUUUGUAUGAGCACUUCUUCCUAUGAUUCCCAUUGCUGCUGAAAGGAAUCAAACAUGAGUUCAAUCUAAACUGUCCUCUGAUGUACAUAGUUAUUUAUACAUGAUCAGGGGAUAAUGUAAUUACAGUCUGCCGGGGAUUCGGCAAGUGAGGAUUUGUGUGAAAUAGAGAUGAAAUGAACAUAGCCUUAAAAUGUUGCUACAAACGCCUCUCAGAAACAAAGAACCUGUAACAAUAAUACUACAAUCUUUUCACAGAAACAGUCAUGUGAUUUAUAAUAACAUAAUGAAUGAUUUUUGUUUUAAGUUUUAAUUAGAAAAAUGUUAACGCUUUGCACUUCAGUUAUUCUGUUUUAUUUCCAAGGAAGAAAUAUGAUUGUGUUAAAAUGUGUUAUUAGCAUGCUGUACACAGGUACUGCAAAAAUAGACGAAGACAAAGAAACAACAUGGACAGACAGGAGUAUCUGUGUGUGGAAGAUGAAACAACAUGGACAGACAGGAGUAUCUGUGUGUGGAAGAUGAAACAACAUGGACAGACAGGAGUAUCUGUGUGUGGAAGAAGAAACAACAUGGACAGACAGGAGUAUCUGUGUGUGGAAGAUGAAACAACAUGGACAGACAGGAGUAUCUGUGUGUGGAAGAAGAGACAACAUGGACAGACAGGAGUAUCUGUAGAAGAAACAACAUGGACAGACAGGAGUAUCUGUGUGUGGAAGAAGAGACAACAUGGACUGACAGGAGUAUCCGUGUGUGGAAGAAGAAACAACAUGGACAAACAGGAGUAUCUGUGUGUGGAAGAAGAGACAACAUGGACAGACAGGAGUAUCUGUGUGUGGAAGAUGAAACAACAUGGACAGACAGGAGUAUCUGUGUGUGGAAGAAGAAACAACAUGGACAGACAGGAGUAUCUGUGUGUGGAAGAAGAAACAACAUGGACAGACAGGAGUAUCUGUGUGUGGAAGAUGAAACAACAUGGACAAACAGGAGUAUCUGUGUGUGGAAGAAGAGACAACAUGG
This is a messenger RNA of Oncorhynchus masou masou (cherry salmon), 8989 nucleotides long. RefSeq names its product zinc finger transcription factor Trps1-like. The coding region runs from base 596 to 5563 and encodes 1655 amino acids. Gene Ontology annotation, cellular component: nucleus. Gene Ontology annotation, molecular function: DNA-binding transcription factor activity; zinc ion binding; RNA polymerase II transcription regulatory region sequence-specific DNA binding. The record is from RefSeq and is a predicted model, not a curated record. Gene Ontology annotation, biological process: regulation of transcription by RNA polymerase II. The transcript has 7 exons. NCBI's taxonomy places the organism in Eukaryota, Metazoa, Chordata, Actinopteri, Salmoniformes, Salmonidae.